GUGGGGUCCACCUCGACACACUAGCAAAUUCCGCAACCGCUCUCUCACCAAUGGCAUCACCUUCCUUAAUCUCUCCUUUGCCCCUUCGGCCACCAACCGGACGCACCGGUUCUCUCUCCCUCCGAGAAUGGAACCGUUCAGGGCGCAGAAGCGGGUCCAGAUCGACGACGACCCCAAAUACGACGACGUUCCGGACGACGAACCAGAGGGAUUGUUGCGAUUCAAAUCGUCGAACAGCAAUGUCUCCGAUGACCAAGAACCAUUCAUGGGCAUCAAAGUCCGUCGCAAGGACUCACUUCACAGAGAAUACAGAGGUGACUACGUCCAUGUUCCUUCGCACCCUUUUUUGAUGAAGAUUUUGCACAAACAAGGGGACAACCAGGUUCUAUUUGCGGAUAGGGUUGUGAAGUUCACUGGUUCGGGAAAGAUGAAACGCUGCGUUUUGUUGAUUACUGAUUUCGCGAUUUACAUUGUUGACUCCGAGGUCGGUGCCCUUAAACGGAGGAUAGCGCUUGCUGCAGUUGAGAAGAUUUAUCUCAGUGAGGUGAGUGAUAACUUUUUCGCUGUGAUAAUUCCAUCGGAGUAUGAUUUGCUUAUGGCUAGUACUCGAAAGACGGAGAUUGUGACGGUGUUGGUUGAAGCUACCAAGUCCAAGAGUGCCUCUGAUUUUGAACUCGACGUCGUUUUCUCCAAUAGGUUUGAGUAUAAUGCAGCAUCAAACUUGGUGAAGGAGGUUCAAUUUGAGGAAGUUGAAGGGGGCGUCAAAACAAGAAUUUUGAGGAAGUGAAUUGUGGUUCAAAAUUUUUCAUAAAGUUAUCUAUAAACUAUGUAGGAGAUAUAUGCAGUUAAUGAUUUUUGAGUGAUAGUGUGGAAUGUGUUCUUCAGAGAUAAUAGGUUUCCUCUCAAAGGUUUAUUCAUAUGUAAUUACGAUGUCAGAAGAGGAA
This is a messenger RNA of Abrus precatorius (Indian licorice), 944 nucleotides long. Its product is annotated as myosin heavy chain IB. NCBI's taxonomy places the organism in Eukaryota, Viridiplantae, Streptophyta, Magnoliopsida, Fabales, Fabaceae. Gene Ontology annotation, cellular component: myosin complex. Gene Ontology annotation, molecular function: cytoskeletal motor activity. Bases 128 to 787 code for a protein of 219 amino acids. The record is from RefSeq and is a predicted model, not a curated record. The transcript is spliced from 4 exons.